AUGGCGGUUGGAAAGAACAAGAGACUCUCCAAGGGCAAGAAAGGUCUCAAGAAGAAGACCGUCGACCCAUUCUCCCGCAAGGACUGGUACUCGAUCAAGGUGGGCUCAAACCUACCGCAACAAUUUACAGGCAUUUCGCUAAACCUUUCUUUUUUCAGGCGCCCAGCUCCUUCAGCGUUCGAGAGUGAGUUUAAUAUUUUGUUUAGCGAUCCCAGAAAGCGUGCAUGGGUUAAAACGGGGCUGACAACAAAAAAUAGUGUCGGCAAGACCCUCGUGAACCGCACGACUGGUCUUAAGAACGCAAAUGAUGCUUUGAAGGGCCGUAUCGUCGAGGUUUCCUUGGCCGAUCUACAGAAGGACGAAGAGCAUUCUUUCCGCAAAGUUCGCCUUCGAGUGGAUGAGGUUCAAGGGAAGAAUUGCCUGACCAACUUCCAUGGGUUGGAUUUCACCUCCGACAAGCUCCGAUCUCUUGUUCGCAAGUGGCAGACUCUUAUUGAGGCCAAUGUCACCGUCAAGACGACCGAUGACUAUCUCAUCCGCCUCUUUGCAAUCGGUUUCACUAAGCGACGCCCUAACCAGAUCAAGAAGACUACCUACGCCGCAUCUUCGCAGAUCCGCGCCAUCCGACGCAAGAUGACUGAUAUCAUUCAGCGCGAAGCUUCCAGCUGCACCCUUACUCAGUUGACAUCAAAGCUAAUCCCCGAGGUUAUUGGUCGCGAAAUUGAGAAGUCCACCAUUGGCAUCUAUCCCCUGCAAAACGUGCACAUUCGCAAGGUGAAGCUUCUGAAGGCCCCCAAGUUUGACCUGGGUGCGUUGAUGGCUCUUCACGGAGAGUCGGGGACGGAUGAUCAGGGCCAGAAGGUUGAGCGAGAGUUCAAGGAACGAGUUUUGGCUGAGGUUUAA
Molecule: messenger RNA, 903 nt
Organism: Metarhizium acridum CQMa 102
Lineage: Eukaryota; Fungi; Ascomycota; Sordariomycetes; Hypocreales; Clavicipitaceae
Source: RefSeq, a predicted model, not a curated record